Molecule: messenger RNA, 3746 nt
Organism: Drosophila albomicans
Lineage: Eukaryota; Metazoa; Arthropoda; Insecta; Diptera; Drosophilidae
Gene: mas
Product: protein masquerade
Biological process (GO): proteolysis
Molecular function (GO): serine-type endopeptidase activity
Source: RefSeq, a predicted model, not a curated record
CUGGCUUUCGCAAGGUGCAGUCGGCCCCAAUCAAAGCAGCCAAGGCCUUUUCAACACUCGAUUCUUGCAACGAGAAGAUGAGCACGUGAGCUCCGACAACGCCCCAGGAAACGUUAAAGAAAACAGAUACAACAAAAAGUGCAAGAAAUAAAAUAGCAGUAGCUGACGAAGAAGAGCAGCAACUAACAUUAUGUCCGGCUGCCACAUUCUAUACACAGUGUGUCUCAGCCUGCUUUUGGCCAGUUCAACGCUGGUCAAAGCGCAGGAUGAAUCCCUAGCAGGGAGCUUUUUGUCAGGUCUCCUAGACACCAUUACCAGCACUGCAGAUGCCAAGGAUUGUCCUGGUGUCUGUGUGCACACGCUGGCCACACUUAUCUGCUACGAGGUGCUUGAUGAUGUGCCUUGUCCCUCGCCUAGUAUGAAGUGCUGCAUAGAGAGCGCACCAGGUAAAAAUGCCACCGCUUUGCGCACACCGCCCGCAACUACACCGAAGAUCACCAGCACCACGACAACGAGCACCACACAACGCAGCACCACCACAGUGGCUAGCACAAGCACCACACGACGCACCACAACCACGGCCAGCACCACGCCUAAGCCGAAGCCAAAGACACAGCCCAAGCGUCCGCCAGCUACUACUGGAGCACCCAGCACAACGACGAAGAAACCGGCUGCUACGACUAAAAAGUCGACGACAGCUAAGCCCAAGGAUAAGGAUGAUCUAGGCAAAAUUGCCAAUGAGAGCAAAAACUGCACUGGUGUCUGUGUGGCGGAUCGCAUUGCGGAAUACUGUGAGGCUUAUUUGACCACUGGAGAUCUCUGCAAGGAGGGCACCAAAUGCUGCGUCUCCCUGGAUGAGUAUGCCAACGGAAAGUUGCCCAAGGACAUCUAUAUACCAGCCAAGCACAUGAGCAAUUUGAAGAGCAAUCAGACACUGGUCAAAUCCACACCCACUAAGACGAGCAGCAGUACCACGACAACCAGCAGCACCACCACAACUAGCACCACACCGGAGCCAGCUCGCACCAAAACCAACACCAAUAGCAACAGCAAUGCCCAGAAGCCGACGAAGCAUAAGAAGACUACCACAACGACUACAACGGAGGCAGCUGCUGAGGAGGAGGAAGAAGAAGAUGAGGAAGAUGAAGAACAAGAAGAAAGCAGUAGCAACAACAAGUUGAAGUCCGGCCAGUCGCAGAAUCAGGGUCAGGGACCAGAGUUAAAGGAAUGUGAGGGCGAGUGUAUGAAUGGCAUCUUUGCCAUUUUCUGCGAUGACAUCGACUCGGAAGCCUUUUGUCCCGGCGAAGGCAGCUGUUGUGUCACCGGCAGUGCCUCUGAAUCAUCGCCACCAGCUAAGACACCGGCAUCCAGCAAACCAGCCACGAAGAUUGCUUCCAAGCCAGCCACGAAACCAGUGCGUCCCGUCACCUCGGCACCACCGCCGCCACCGGCUGCCUCGCAGGGCGGCGGAGGUGGAGACUUCCUGUCGCAGAUCAUUUCGUUUGCGGAGAACACAUUGAACUCACCGGCGCCGCCACCAACACCGCAGGCACCACCCCAAGUGCCACGUUGUCCCGGCUUCUGUCUGCUCAACAUUAUGGCCGCUUUCUGUGAACGUCCCUCGAUUUUGGUGUCAACCCCCACCACUUGCUCUAAGGGUUCGGUCUGCUGUGACAAUUCCCGCGCGGGUGCGCCCAAACCAAAGUUGCCACCACCGACGCCGCCACCAACACCACCACCCACAGCACCGCCUUAUGUGCUGCCCAAUACGCCCAGUCCCGAUCCACGCGAGGAAUGUCCCGGUUCUUGCAUCGUUAGCCUUCUCAGUUUUACUUGUUUCAAAAACGCCGAGAUGACAGAUCUGUUUAGAUGCAAACGUUCAGGUCAGAUUUGCUGUGCACCCAAGAGCAAGAUACUGGAGAAACAACAGUUCCAGACACGCAACGAUACGUCCUACUUCAACUAUCCACCCAUGGGACCGCCUCCGCCACCCUAUGCCACACAACCGCAACAGCAGCCACCACCACCGCCCUAUCCACCCACCUCAUAUAUGUCGAAUCAGUUGCCAGCUGUGCCGCCACCACCACCCCAGCACCAUCAACCACAUCCUUAUCAGCCAGCACCGCCCAGCUAUGCGGACUACUACGGACCCGGACCGGGACCACAGCCAGGACCCGCCCUGCCACCAGCUACACCUCCUACAACAACGACAAGCACAACGACGACAACACCACGUCCCCAUGUCUACUCCAAGUAUGUGUGCGGUGUUAAGGGCACGCUGCGCACUGGACGUUCAAGUAGCUCGCCAGCUCUCAAUCUGGUUUCAUAUGCCAGGGCCAAGUAUGGUGUGCAGCGCACGGCUCGUCAAUUGACCAUGUCGUAUCCUAGCAGCAGCACCAUUAGCAAGUCUACAGAGCGUCUGGUGCUUGGUUCAGCUAUUGUGCCUAUUCAAAUACACAAUGACAAGCUGGGCGAUCUCGUGGAGAGCGGCGGUGUGCAGAGCAAUCAGUUGAGAUCGUAUCACGAGCAAGGCGAGCAGACAGCGAUUGUCUAUCCAGAGUACUAUCAACAACAAUUGCAGCAGAAUUACAGCAGCAGGCGGAGAGCACGUGUGGUCGGAGGGGAGGAUGGGGAGAAUGGAGAGUGGUGCUGGCAAGUAGCGUUGAUCAAUUCCCUGAACCAGUAUCUCUGCGGUGCGGCCCUUAUUGGUACCCAAUUGUUGACUGCAGCGCAUUGCGUGACCAACAUUGUGCGCUCUGGCGAUGCCAUCUAUGUGCGCGUUGGUGACUACGAUCUGACCCGAAAGUACGGUAGUCCAGGAGCACAGACACUGCGCGUGGCCACCACUUACAUUCAUCACAACCACAACAGCCAGACCUUGGACAACGAUAUUGCGCUGCUUAAGCUGCACGGUCAGGCGGAGUUGCGUGAUGGCGUCUGCUUGGUGUGUCUGCCAGCUCGUGGUGUUAGUCAUACGGCUGGCAAACGUUGUACGGUCACCGGUUACGGCUACAUGGGUGAAGCUGGUCCCAUACCGUUGCGUGUACGUGAGGCGGAGAUUCCCAUUGUCAGUGAUACGGAGUGCAUACGUAAAGUGAACGCCGUCACCGAGAAGAUCUUUAUACUGCCCGCUUCCAGUUUCUGUGCUGGCGGUGAAGAGGGACACGAUGCCUGCCAGGGUGAUGGCGGCGGUCCCUUGGUCUGCCAGGACGAUGGGUUCUUUGAAUUGGCCGGCCUCGUUUCGUGGGGCUUUGGGUGUGGACGUGUUGACGUGCCCGGUGUUUAUGUGAAGGUCUCCUCCUUCAUUGGCUGGAUCAAUCAGAUAAUUAGCGUCAAUAACUUAUAGUGGACAAGAAGCCAACAAUAAGCUGGAACCCCGCACUUGUAGGGAUUUCCCCUGUCCGCAGCCGUUGAAGAGGGGGAGUCUCCUACGACUGAUUGAAGUUUGGGUUCCAAAUGCUACUACGACUGUUAACGUAAAGCCCAUCCUAGUGUAAUCUAUUCAUAUUUACUCGUAACAUCACAUCUACUAACCCAAAAACCCCUCAAACCAAACACCAUUCGAACUCCCCUCUAACUAUAAUGCAAGUAUGCUAGUAUUGUGCCCCUUCCUUAAACUGCUACUCGUACUUAUUAUUAUUAUGCUUAUUUCUAAUAAUAUAAAUCUAUUGUAAACUGUUUUUGUAUAUACAAAAAAAGAAAAUACAAGCAAAGCGUUCAUUAAAUUUCUUAUAAACGCAAAUAUC